Kogia breviceps (pygmy sperm whale) is the source of this 2268-nucleotide messenger RNA. The record is from RefSeq and is a predicted model, not a curated record. NCBI's taxonomy places the organism in Eukaryota, Metazoa, Chordata, Mammalia, Artiodactyla, Physeteridae.
UAUUUUUUAUCUAUUACCAGUAAGGAGCUUAUAGGCAGAGCAGCCUUUCAGUUUCUAUCUGGGCGUCUGAGAUUUCCGACUUUGCAGAGAAGUAGCCUGAGCAGGCUCAACGCAUGUUUUGUCCUCCUCUCAUUACAAGGACCUGCAGGGCCCCCCAACAGCCUGGAUUCUUUUCCUACCAAAUGUGGCUACUUCCUGCAUCACUGUCCGGAUGGUAAUUUCAUUUUUCAAGCCUGAUACUUCGCCUUCUGCAUGCAGAAGGAAAAAGCAAAUUACAGGUUGGAAACCAGAAUAUUUCAAAGGGGAGUGAAAAGGUUGGAGCGCAGUGACUGCUACAUAAUGAAGUGUCCAGUGAUCGCGUCCAGGCUGGCCCAAGAGAGGGUCCACUGCCGGCCCACAUUCAUUCAGGUCUCCCUGCCCCUACCCCUGGGAAGCACCUGUGGACAGCGGCUCAUUGGAUCUUUCAGCCGCGUGGCGCCCCUACCACGUGCCCAGUGCUCCUGCCAGGGGUCUGCUUCCCUGGAGCGCAAGGGGUGUACAUGUCCAGGUUGCCUUCCUCCCUCGUGGUCCUGCCUAUUCGCCCCUUGGCCCUGUCACCUUCCUGAGUGUUCCCGCAGGUGCGCCUUCUCCUUGACCCCCUGGCGACCCCAUCUCCUUGGCCAGACUGUUUGUGAGUACCUCCUGUUCGUCCAGACCCCGUGGCUGCUGUCCAUCGGAGGGGCGCCGGUGGCUUCUCUGGGGGACGCCAGCCUGAUGGGAAUCCACAGCAGGACGAUCAGCGUGGACAUCACCGCCACGCCCACCAUCCAGAGCCCAAGGCAAGACCCUGUCCAGAGGCCGGAGGUCAGCGGUGGGCGGCAGCCCAAGCAGGCGGGGAGCCUCAGGGCGUGGCACCCUCGGGGAGGCCCCGGAGAGCAGUCUGCCGGCGCUCCAGUGCCGAUUCAGAUGUCCACCUGGAGACCGGACAGAUUUAGGCAGGCAGCUUCGAAAAUUGGGCUCCAUUACUACGCCUCGUCUUUAGGAGCCGCUGGCCCACGGGGUCCUGUCUCCACCCUUUCAUCCACGUGCCUGCAGAGUGUGUAUUUUUCUGUGUCACGUGUCCUUCCCCAUUCCAGUGUCAUCCCAGCCAGAGAUGGAGGUCUUGUUCACAUCCCAAAGCAGAGACUGGAUCUGGUCAAAAGAGAUUCCUACUUGGAGGAAAACCUGAGCCUAAAAUUCCGAGUCCACCAGUUCCUUACCUUCACAGUGACUGAAAACAGGGACUUUGCGGUGGUCAGUGUCCUGGCGGCUGGGGUGCUUCAGGUCCAGCAAUGCCAGGAGGCCCAAGGAGCUCUGGGGACGCAGGCUUUCUAUAGGGUGGUCCCGAGCCUGGGAUUUGCUGAGGUGGCCGCCCCCAUCCUCUGGACGGUGGAGAGCUCCUUCCAGUGUGGGGGCGAGAGUCACGGUCCCACACCCAACCCGGGUAAACGAUGGUGUCAGGCACACUGGUUGGAACUGGCCGGGGAGCAGGAGGGCUGCGGGAGCUCGAUGGAGUCAAAAUGUCUCGUUUGCAGCUGCCUCUCUGGGGGUCCCAAUAGUCUCAGGCCAUCUGUUACCCUAACUGGCAGGUCUAGGCCUGAGCAGAGCCCCGCCUAGCUGCCGGGAAGUCCCCUCCUGCUGGAAGGUUGUCGGGGAGGGGGUGGGGGGGUGGCCGCCUACUAGCCCAUGCAGGGGCCCUGGCGGGCCAGCAAGGAGGUCCAGCCAUUGACAAAGCCCUUGACGACCAGCCUGGCUGAAGAGGCGUCGUGUUUGCACUGCUCCCCUGGAGAGCCCCAGGAAACAUCCUCCAGAACGGAAGCUGGGGGGCCACCCAGGGAGGCCAGAGGGCACCUGGACCUCUCAUUGCCAGAACCAAGUCAGGACCUGGAGGGGGCCCACGCUCCUUCUUCUGGGGAUGGAUGCCACAGCACUGCCCCAGUGGUGAACACUUCCAAGGGCCUGGCCGAGCCUAGAGACCCUUUCACUGCUGGCCAGCGUAGCCCCCAGCACGAGCCAGCAGAGCCCACAUGGGCAACCAGCCCUGAAAGGCACAGGCCUCCUGAACUUCAGAACAUCGUGGAGGGACUUCUGAGAGACCCCCUUGCUGGGGGGCGGGGAGUCCUGGAAGCACCCCAGAGGAUGCCAAGCGUGAAACAGCGUGGUGGGCAGCAUUGGGGCAUGCCUCCCACCCGCUUGGACUGCCCACGAGUGCAGGCCCCAGCGUUUUCGUUCUUGCCCUUUCGCUGUUAA